Molecule: messenger RNA, 17307 nt
Organism: Anolis carolinensis (green anole)
Lineage: Eukaryota; Metazoa; Chordata; Lepidosauria; Squamata; Anolidae
Gene: hs6st3
Product: heparan sulfate 6-O-sulfotransferase 3
Exons: 2
Coding region: 226-1452 (408 amino acids)
Cellular component (GO): membrane
Molecular function (GO): heparan sulfate 6-sulfotransferase activity
Source: RefSeq, a predicted model, not a curated record
UUGGCCCGCGCGGGAGCCGAUCCUCUCCCAAUCCGGGUCUGAGGGAGGGAAGUGCGAGGCAGGCAUUUGGCAGGGGCGCGAGGCGCGGAGCGGAGUCUCUUCGAAGUGCGCCUUCUCUCCCGCUUGCCUCGCGUCCUUCCUUCCUUCCUCCUUCGGCGCCGCAAUGUGGGGGCGGUGGCGGGGGAAGAAGGAGCGGGGAAGGCGGCAGGUGCGGGACUGAGCGCCAUGGAGGAGCGCCUGGGCCGCUGGCUGCUGGUGCCGCUGCUGGGGGCGCUGCUCUGCCUCGUCCUCCUGCUUCUUCUCUCCUCCGAGGCGCCCCCGCACGCGCCCCCGGCCUGCGCGGGAGGAGGGAGGAGGGCGGGAAGCAGGCCCCGCGCCCCGUCCCUCCGCUUCGACAUGCGCGGCCGCGACGUGAUGGUCUUCCUCCACAUCCAGAAGACGGGCGGCACCACCUUCGGGAGGCACCUGGUGCGCAACAUCCGCCUCGAGCAGCCCUGCCACUGCCGGCCUGGGCAGAAGAGGUGCCUCUGCCGACGGCCCGGGGCCGGAGGCGCCGCGGGAGAGGGCGAAGGCGACGGCGCCGACAAGGGCGACACGUGGCUCUUCUCCCGCUUCUCCACCGGGUGGAGCUGCGGGCUGCACGCCGACUGGACCGAGCUCACCAGCUGCGUCCCCGCCGCCAUGCAGCGCCGCCGAGGAGGAGGCGGAGGAGGAGGAGGAUGCCCCGACGACGGCGCCCGCAGGAACUUCUACUAUAUCACAAUGCUGAGGGACCCUGUGUCACGCUACUUGAGUGAAUGGAAACACGUCCAGAGAGGAGCAACAUGGAAGACCUCCCUCCACAUGUGCGACGGGCGAAGCCCUACACCAGAGGAGCUGCCUAUGUGUUACUUGGGAGAUGACUGGUCUGGGGUGAGCUUGCAAGAAUUCAUGAGCUGCAGCCACAACCUGGCUAACAAUCGUCAGGUGCGCAUGCUAGCAGACCUCAGCCUAGUUGGAUGUUACAACUUGACCUUUAUGAAUGAAAGUGAAAGAAACACGAUCCUCCUCCAAAGCGCCAAGAACAACCUGAAAAACAUGGCGUUCUUUGGACUCACCGAAUUUCAGAGAAAAGCUCAAUAUCUUUUUGAGAGGACUUUCAAUCUGGAGUUCAUCUCCCCUUUCACUCAGUACAAUAUUACACGGGCCUCCAAUGUGGAUAUCAGUGACUCGGUGCGGAAAUGCAUAGAAGAGCUGAACUUCCUGGAUAUGCAGCUGUAUGAAUAUGCUAAAGACCUAUUUCUGCAGCGCUUCCAGUAUGCCAAACUAGAAGAGCAUGAACAAAACCGUCAAAAACGACGGGAAGAGCGAAAAACUUUGCAUGAACAGAAGCUCCAUGAAUGGAAAAAGGAGAAAGAAGCAGAAAUAGUAGCUGUUACUGAGGAUUAUAACAGUCAGGUGGAACGGUGGUGAAUUGCUCCCUUCUGUGUGCAGCUACACAAACACACCCUUUUGUACACAGAGAGACUAACAGAACAUUGAACUUAAUUAUUCAGUGGUGAAUUACCAUGUGGACCUCCCGUUUGUUUUGAUACAUUGAGACGGAGUCAUUCAGCCAUCCUCACUAUUUUAUGUACUUAUACAUUAUGUCAUUCAACAAAACAGUAUGUUAUGUUUGGCAGUGCACCCUGAUUUGCAUGAUUGAGUUGGCUAUUGAGUAGUUCUUUCUUCAAAAUAAGCCACGUGCAAAGGCAGUGCCCUCCAUGUUCUUGGUGUUUCAAGUUUUUCCUAAUAGCCUUGGGCUGAUGGAAAGUUUAGAAUUUUAACAUCAUGCUUCAGUGUGACUUCCCCAUGUAUGCAUAAAUGUUUGAGGGUUGAUCCUAUUGUUCUUUGUGUUAUGUAAGUUCAGAAUGAAUGUAACAGAACAAGAAAUGCUGCCCUUCAGUUAUUUACAGGUAGAGUUUUAGGUGAGUGAAGAAUUCUGGAAACUAAAUACAUUUGGGGGGGGGGGGAGCGUAUAAUCAAACAGAUUGAUCUGAAGGAACCUUGAAGUUUGUCUUAAUUCUCGUGAUGCUUUUUGCUAAGCCAAACCAUACAGACUGACACAGCGACUGGCCUUUUUAAAAAGAAGUCCUGUAAGUAACAUGAGGGUUUUGAAAACACAAAAUGAAGAGCGAUUGGUUUGAUUUUCCUCAAUAGUAUUUUCUUUGAGACUAUUCUAUAACAGUGGUGAUAUACACUAAGAGUCAGCAAGAAGAUAAAGUAGGAAAGUAUUGAACUGCAGGGGUCUGUCUAGAGUUCUGUGGUGAAGGUAAGUUAUUCUAUGACAUACAAGUUUCUUCUUUUAAUGCCCAACUAUGGAUAGUUCUCAAGAGCUUUGUGGCUAUAGGUUUCAUGUUCAUAAAUCUUUAUACAACCUCAUUAUCUUUUGUUCUUUGACAGAGAUUCUUCAACUCAAUAAGAUGUGAAACAAGCCUCUAACUCAGUGGUUCUCAACCUGGAGUCCCCAGAUGUUUUUGGCCUACAACUCCCAGAAAUCCCAGCUAGUUUACCAGCUGUUAGGAUUUCUGUGAGUUGAAGACCAAAACAUCUGGGGACCCCAGGCUGAGAACCACUGCUAGCUCAUCAGGUUUUACAUAAGAUUUCAGAUGAAAAUAUUGAUUUCAGUAGUAAAAUGCUAAUUUAGGGCAACACUAUAAUAAACAUGGAUGGUAAACCUCAAGACAUUAAUAUUGAAAACAAAAAUUAGAUUCUGCUGUCUUGCUGAUUUAAUGCUUAAAAACAGGGAUUUUAGAAUGCCUCACUUUUGAAUUCAGUCCUUUCACGUGUUGGAUAUUAUUCAAGUUGAUAUUUAAGUAAGCUUUCUCCCUUCUCCUUAAGAUUGCUUUGUGCUGCUGCAACUUCUUGCUUUCCUUAACAAUGUCUUCUGGCGCAAUACUAUACUAUAUAAAGCUUUAUUUUAAAAGCAGUUUGAAAAUCAGCCGUGCUUUUAGAAUUUGAGUUGUCAUGUUUGACUGGCUUUCCAUAUGUCUGCUAUAAUCAGAUGGAAAAUGGGGCAACUGAGAUUGGCAAAUUCUCCCUUCGGCUGAGGAAUAUAUAUAAUACAACCUUCCCCAUGUUCUUGAGACCACACUCCUCCUCAGUCCUAGCCAGCAUAGCUUUGCGAGGGAUGAUAGGAGUUGUGAUGCAGAAGCAUCUGGAGAGCCAUGUGUUCCUCUUUCCUUCCUGUUUUUCUGACUUCAUUUCUGAACAUGUAGUCUAAUUUUUAAACCAUUCUGUGGCAAAUUGCAAAUAUUCUUUUCCACUUUAUGUACAGAAUACGGCUCUUUCAGCUAACAGUGUUUAUUUCUGGUUGUCUGCCAUAUUUGAGAACCUGGUCCAACUCUAUUUGCAUUCACUUUUCUUUCCACAUUUGUCCACAAAUGGCUUUGUCACUAUUUGUGAUGGCAAAGAAGAGUAGUAAGAAGGCAAAGAGGGAGAAAAGGUUAAAGGAGUAUGAAAACAAAUACCAUAUAUAGUUGUAUAUAAGUUAAAAAAAUUAUAACAAGAAAUCAUUGCCAAAAAACCUGGGUCGACUUAUACAUAAGUGCUUGCUGUAAUAAGGAUCCAAUGCAAAGGCAAAAGGCAGAGGCAAGACGUGCUCUCACCCAUUCCUUCUCCCUCGCAAUGCAGUUUACACCUGCUAAAUAAACAGGCCCUCUCAGGCUGUAUAUCCCAGGAUCUGAUCCCAGAUUAUCUGCUUUGAAUUGGAUUAUAUGUUCCUUCUGCAUUUUUUAAAAGGGAGAAAUGUUUGCUUAGUCCAUGAACCUACAUUUUGCACAUGUCAUAUACAAGAAUCAUAAUUUUGACCCCAAAACCUGCCCUUCACUUGUAUAUAAAACAACCUAUAAAUGAGUAUAUGCAGUAGUUUGCAACAAAAAUGGCCAGAUACUCAAGAUGUAUCCAUACUGUAGAAUUAUUCCAAUUUGACACCAUUUUAACUGCCAUAUCUCAACUUCGUGAAAUCAUGGGAGCUGUAGUUUUACAAGGUCUUUAGCCUUGACUACCAUAAAGUAUUGAGGCCUCGCCAAACUACAGCUCUGAGUAUUCCACAGCCCUCUGUUAAAGUGAUGUGAAACGGCAGUAACUCUCCAGUGUGAUUGUACCCUUCGUGUGCCGUGCCCGGCCCUUAUGCUUCUGGUAGACUUUAACCUCAGCCUUGACCUACAUACGGCCCAUAGUUUAGUAUUUUCUACACAUUGCCAAUCAACUCAUUCAGUGUGUCUCCCCUAAAAGUUGCUAGAUUACCCAAUUAAACUCAAGUUUUGAAAAUGGAUUGGUUUUAAAGAAUUUAUUGCCACAUUCAGGGAAACAGAAAGGAUUGCUACUUACGGAAAAGAAAUAUUAGCAAUUGGUAGAAAUGCGCUGCAUAAAUUCUAUUGAUAAAUAGGACAUCCUGUAGAAAGGGAAGAACUUUUUGAAGCCUCGGUCCGAGAAGGAGAAGAACUGGGUGUGUGGACCAAAAUAGGAGCUGGGUUUGGGACCGAAGAAUGAAAAAGAAGAAGAAGGAAAAACGGAGAGCCCUGGAAAGUGGGUGGAGGGGCACCAUUGAUUUGCUUAGCCCAAGGCCAAGGUCCUCUUCCUGCAACCAGAUAAUCUGAUCUUUAGAACUGAAAGGCAGGAAUCGCUUUCCCCUCCCAACAGAAAGUGUUGAGAGGAAGGGACCAAGGAUGCAUUCAGUGACUUCUCUAUAUUCUGGACUGGUUUCUCUUUCAUAUUAUUGUAUAAUAUACCAUUUUUAAUGAACUGUGACAGCCCCCUUUUUAAUUUUGUUCACACCGUGCUACGCAGCUGGUUAAUGCAAUGAAAAGUUUUCCUCAUAUCCAUUCCCUGUCUCAUGUCUUAGCUUUCCCCUCCCACCCCGCUUUCGGCUUUCUGCUUUUUACCCUCCCUUUUAAUUAUGCUAUUAAGGUAUGAUGGAUGCAGAGAAAUAGUGGACGUGAUAGAUACCUGAUCAUUAAAACUGCAGAUUCCAGAAAGUAAUAUUUGAGAUUCCUGGUUUUUGCAUGCAAAGCAUUUCUUGGACUAUUGGCCUCUGCAGUUCACACUUCUUCAUUGGGACAGAGGCCCUUUCCACACUGCCCUAUAUCCCAGGAUCUGAUCCCAGAUUAUCUGUUUUAAACUGGAUUAUAUGAGUCUCCACCGUCAGAUAAUUUGGGAUAAACAGAUAAUCUGUGAUCAGAUCCUGGGAUAUAGGGUCAGCGUGGAAGGGGCCUGAGGAGUCAGAAAGAGUGCAGUGAUUCACUGGUGCAGACAAAUAUUCAGAAUAUGCUCAUAUUUCUUAUUAAGAAUUCCCCUGUCUUGAUUCAUUGACUGGCCUUUGUAGCCUACGCAGUCAUUGCUGCAUUUGUGAUGGAGCAGUAUCUGAUAAAGGAAACACUGUUCCUUAUUUUUAACCAUAAAUACGAAAAGCAUUGUCAAAGGCUUUCACAGCCAGAAUCACUGAGUUACUGCAAAUUUUCCAGGCUGUAUGGUCAUGUUCCUGAAGCAUUAUCUCCUGACGUUUUGCCUGCAUCCAUGGCAGCCAUCCUCAGAGAUUGUGAGGUCUGUUGGAAACUAGGCAAGUGGAUUUUAUAUAUCUGUGGAAAGUCCAGGUUAGGAGAAAGAACUCUUGUCUGUUUGAAGCAAGUGUGAAUGUUGCAAUUGAUCACCUUGAUUAGCAUUUAAUGGCCUUGCAGAUUCAAAGCCUGGCUGCUUCCUGCUUGAGUUCUUUCUCCCAACCUGGAUUUACCAUAGAUGUAUAAAGUCCACUUGCCUCGAUUCCAACAGACCUCGCAACCUCUGAGGAUGCCUGCCAUAGAUGUGGGCAGAACAUCAGGAGAGAAUGCUUCUGGAACAUCGCCAUACAGCCUGGAAAACUCACAGCAACCCAAUAUGUGAUGGAAUGACCAUGUUAGUGAAGAUAGAAAGAAUGGAAGCUGUAGAAGAAUAACUUAAAUUAAGGAAACUGUAGAAUUACAUCACAAUCUUUCUCAUCUUAACAGUUCUCAGAUGUGUUGAUCUCCCACCAUUCCCAGACUACCAUCAUAUUACUGGUAUUAGCUUUGUAGUUCAUGCAUGGGAGGCAGCUUGGUAUAUUGGUUUGAAUAUAGGACUAAACACUCAGAGAGCAGGGUUCAAAUCCCUACUUAGCCACGAAAAACCCUUGGCUGAGGUUGUGCAAGUCACAUUCUUUUAAUCUCAGAGGAAAGCAAGGGCAAAUGCCCUCUGAACAAAUCUGCCAAAUAAACCCCAUUGCCAUUAAGUCAGAAAGGACUUGAAGACUCACAUCAACAAAUCUAUGCAUGCAAAGAUUUUAGACAAAACUAAAAUGAUAAAAAGUCAGCAGUGAAAACAUUGUCACAUUCCCUGUAGAUGCUAUGGUUUGGCCCAACAAUUAAAUCAAUUAAAUGAUAGUUAAUUAUUCAUGUUAAUGAUAGUGAAUUAUUUCCCCCUAGUUUCUAAUGUUCUAAAAUGUCAUUCUAAAUCUCAUGUCUCAAACUUUGUUUUAUCUCACAUUAAAUGACAUUUUAAAAUGUAAUGUUUCAGGCUCUGCUUUUAUCUAACUUUGCCCUGACCACUCCCAACCUUUGCACUGGUUCUUACUGGUGUUUUACCCUUUGCUAUCAAACUUUUUUUUCAAGGUUGGCCUUCCUGGCUUUCCUUUACCCUCAUCCGUACCCAGUGGCUCUUUGUUUUCAUCCCCCUUCAUUUGGUGGAACUACAUUGGUUAUCAGAGUUAUGAUGCUGUCAGGAAUUUCACAGAUAUGGCAUGAAAUCAGACUGAGAUACAAGCACUGUUUUUACCUGGCUUAAGCCAACCUUUCCGUUAUAGAUCAGCCACUGCUGUUAGACACAUUCGCAUCUUUGAAUACAAUCAGAUGUAAUGCAAGAGAUCUACAGGUAGGCUCUCUCAUAUAUUUAGCCAAAAUUGCAGAUUUGCACUUUUGGUGAAGGAAGCAUCUAUUUGUUCUCUGCUAUUUUCCCACUACUUUCUUACCCAACCCAUGCUUUACUGUGGUUGUGUUCCUUCAAUUUGUUUUCAGAUUACAGUGACCCUAAGGCAAACCUAUUACAGACAAGAUUUAUUCAGAAGGGGUUGCCAUUGCUUUCCUCUGAGACUGGGAGAGUGUGACUUGCCCAAAGAAGUGGGUUUCCAUGACAGAACAGGAAUUUGAACCCUGGUCUCAAAAGCCAUAGUCUAAUUUUCAAAACAUGACAUCAUAUUGUCUGUUAUCAAUGCCUGCUUUUUUGUUUUGACUUCAAGAGAUUCUAAUCACAUACCUUCACUAUAGUAUAUAAUUUAUUUAGUCAAGUACAUUUUUCCAUUUUGCCGAUAAAACACUAUUUCCCAAUUCAUCAAUUCCAUUGUUCAAUGUCUUAGGCAAUGAUCUGGCAAGCUGAGUCAAGUAGAGGUUUUUCAAUACUCGUAGUGUUUCAUGAACCUUGCUUUUCGCACAAAUUAGGCAAAGGUGUCACUGAGUGUUAUGCAUUAGGCAGACACUACAUGAAUCAGACAGACUCGUGACUUAAGUGGAGGUUUUCCCAGGUUCAUGAAUUAAGCGCAAGAUUUAUUUAAUUUAAAUUUUAUCAAAAGGCAGUUCGUAAUUCGUAACCUAAAACAACACUUUGCUUAUUUCAUUAAUGGAACAGUUUCGCUAAUUAAGCACAACAAGCCUUAGGCAGGAACUCUUUAAAAACCUAUUUGUAUACUAAUUAUUAUUCACCAACCCCCUUUUUAAAAGCCACAAAAGAGCUUUGGAGCCCUUUUAUGUUCUUCUUCAUAAUUUGCUGAUAAACUCGGUGUCAUAUCAGCAAAAAGGAUGCUUAAUUAUAAACAGAGAGGGCCAGAUUCUCAGUUUGUUUCUUCCAGGUUUCCAUUGCAUUUUCAAGGUUUAUCUUUUUAGUGAGGCUUGAAAUGAGGUCAGGAAUUAGCUAAUGAUGUCAGUUCAUUCUGCAAGCAUCCCGGUUAAGCCUAUCUACUGAAAGCAAAUUCAUUCCCCAAGUUUAGGUUCUUAUGUAGCCAAAACAAUCCUCUAUGACAGUGGUUCUCAGCCUUCCUAAUGCCGUGACCCUUUAAUACAGUUCCUCAUGUCCUGGUGACCCCCAACCAUAAAAUUAUUUUCGUUGCUACUUCGUAACUGUAAUUUUGCUACUGUUAUGAAUUGUAAUGUAAAUAUCUGAUAUGCAGGAUGUAUUUUCAUUCAUUGGACCAAAUUUGGUACAAAUACCCGAUACGCCCCAAUUUGAAUACUUUUGGUGGGAGGAUUCGCCAUCUGUUUCCAAAAAGGAAGAGAGGGACAAAAAGAGAAAUAUUCAGCCUUCUCUGCCAAAAGGGUUUGUAAGACCAUCAGAAAUAUGUGUUUGUUGAUGGUCUUUGGCAAACCCUCAUGACCCCUCCCCAGGUUGAGAAACGCUGCUCUAUGGGGUGAGGUAUGGGUGGAAAGUAUUAGCAGAGGCAGGGAAUCUCAAGGUUUGUAAGAAUACAAAAGUACUUCAAAGAAAAAGUACUGGGGAAGCAAAGGAAAAAGGGCAAAUGAAGAAUAAACAUGCUUAGUGGCUGUUUGGAAGAAGGCAUAGGGUGAAGGAAGGAAGGAAGGAAGGAAGGAAGGAAGGAAGGAAGGAAGGAAGGAAGGAAGGAAGGAAGGAAGUUACUGCCAGAGGGACUUAGGAAAUUGUUGGACUUUAAUGUCCUGACAUUUUCAUUGCUGCACAUGCUUCCUGGGGCUUCUGGAAAGGAAAAUCCAGCAAUAAUUUCUGGCAUCUUGCAAUGGAAACCACUAGAAAUGAAUAUCUUGCAAGAGUGUUUGCCUUUCUAGCUGAGAUCUCUAAAUAUCAACAAUAGGCGUCCCUCCUGUUUUAAAUAAUAUUCAAACUCUGGUUCUUUUAAAUUAUUUGGAUGCUAAAUGAAAACCUUGAUCUGUCUGUUCACAGGAUGUUGCAAAAAAAAAUUCUUCCCUGUAGGAACUGCUUGUUUUCUCUGGCUUGAUGCUCCUAGGGCAGGUCUUCAUGUUUUCAGCAGUAAUUGGCUGGAGCCCCUAUUGAACAGAACCUAGUUGGGACUUGCAUCCUUAGCAACAAAUCAAUCAAUAUCCCUUCUAGUUUGAGCAUUUCCCUCUUCGAAACUGUCAGUGUGCUCUAAAUAUAUGUGUUUGUGUGGAAACCUGCAUUUUUCUGUACUGAGUGCUGUGCAGACUGCUGUUUCUCACUGGAUGUUUAAGUAGUGAUGCGAAGAUAAAGCUGUUGCAGCUCACAAACUAUUUUUUGGGAAAUAAGUCCAUUGUCAAAACCAAAUUGACUAGAUCUUUGUGAAUUUGUGAGAUAGCCCAAUUGCAUUCACCAAAAAGAAGAGACUAACAGAGCUAAAAUGAUUAAGCUGUGAGAAGCAUGGAAUGUCUUUCAAUGUACGUAUAUCCGUUUCAACACGUAGAUUUAGGAUGAAUAUAAUAAGGGACUUUUUGUUCUGAGGAUUCACAAUUAGAAUUUAUAGGGUGAAUGAAAGAACAAUAUAAGGAAGCGCAAAACGAAUAUACAGUAGAUUCUCAGUUAACCGAAACUCAAGCAACCGGCUUUAAAAAAAUCAAGGAAUUUAUGCUUUAAAUAAAAAGUUGUUUGUAUAAUACAGUAAAACACUAAUACUGUGCUACAUUACGUUAGGCUUGUCUUUUUUUGUCUUUAUUGGCUUUUGACUACUAAUAUAAUUUCAAUACAGACUUCAUGGCAGCGUAUGGAGCAUAGUAUUAGGCCUGUUUUUAAUUGACAUGCUCAAGCAAUCCUCCUGGGUGCCGAUUAACUGAAAGUCUACUGUAUUUAUUUAUUAAACAUCUUGGCCUGAGUCCUAAUGUUAGUUCCAAUGAAAAUAGACACCUUGCAUCAGUGGGAUUUAUAUUGGCAUGUAAUACUUGAUUCAAUGAGUCUCCGUCAGUUGGGAAUAGCAAAAGAAUUCAAGUCCUUAAGUGAAAUUUGGUGUGGUCUCCAAAGACCAGUUAAAUUUUGCUUUGAAUGACUUAGGCAUCCUUUGGGGUGUGAGUUGGUCAUCCCUUUUUGUUUCCAGCUGCAUGACUUUAUUACAGUUUCAUGAGCUAUGUUAGAAUCAUAAAAUAAUAGAAUUGGAGGAGACCACAUGGGUCAUUAAAUCCAACCCCCUACCAUGCAAGAAAAGCACAAUUAAAGUACCUCUGACAGAUGGCCAUAUUGUCUCUGUUUUAAAGCCUUCAAGGAAGGAGCCUCCACCACACUUUGAGGCAGGGAAUUCCACCGUUGAAGAGCUUUCAUGGUCAGGAAGUUCUUCCUAAUGUCCAGGUGGAAUCUUCUUUCCUGUAAUUUGAACCCGUUGCUCCGAGUCUAGUCUCCAGGCCAGCAGAAAUCAAGCCUGUUUCUUCUUCCUUAUGACAUUCUUUCAAAUAUUUAAACAUGGUGAUCAUGUCUCCUUUCAACUUUCUCUUCUGCAGGCUAAAUAUACCCAGCUCGUUAAGCUGCUCCUCAUAGGGAUUUAUGGUCUCCUUUGAUCAUUUUAGUUGUCCUCCUCUGAACACCUUCCAGCUUGUCAAUAUCUCUUUUAAAUUGUGGUGCCCAGAGUUGAACACAGUAUUCCAGAUGAGUUCUGACCAAAGCAGAAUAGAGAGGCGCCAUGAUUUCCCUCGAUCUAGACAUUGUACUCCACUAAAAUUCCAAGAUCGUUUCCACAUGGACUAUUGUCGAGCCUGGCGUCACCCAUCAUUUAUCUGUGUAUUUCUUUUUUUCUGCCUAAGUGAAGUAUCCUACAUUUCUCCUUGUUGAAAUUCAUUUUGUUAGUUUUGGCCCAGCUCUCUAAUUUGUUAUGGUCAUUUUGAAUUCUGAUCCUGUCUUCUGGAGUAUCAGCUCUCCUUCCCAAUUUGGUGUCAUCUGCAAAUUUGAUAAGCACACCCUCUAAACCUUCAUCCUAGUCAUUAAUAAUACGUUCCUCAUAGACAUGACAAAUAUUUAGACUUGAUUGGGUUGAUCUCCCCCCCCCCCCAACAAUACACAGUUGCUAUAGGCCUAUGGAGCCUCAGUGUUAAAGCGCUGAACUACUGAACUUGCAGACCAAAAGGUCCCAGGUUCAAACCCGGGGAGCAGAGUGAGUGCCCGCUGUUGGCUCCAGCUUCUGCCUACCUAGCAGUUCGAAAACAUGCAAACAUGAGUAGAUCAAUAGGUACCGCUCCAGCAGGAAGGUAACGGCGUUCCAUGCAGUCAUGCUGGCCACAUGACCUUGGAGGUGUCUAUGGACAACGCCGGCUCUUCAGCUUAGAAAUGGAGAUGAGCACCAACCCCCAAAGUCGGGCACGACUGGACUUAACGUCAGGGGAAAACUUUACUUUUACCUUUUAUAGGCCUAUUACAACUGCUACCUGUUCCUUUCUAAGAGCCAUCAUCUCUUUAUAUGCUUCAUAUAGUACAUGCCUUGCUUGGCAAUACUGUGUGGCUUUCAGAUAUGGAUCUGGACACGUUAUUUUAAAAAUGUAAAUCUUGAUAAAUUGAGCAUAUCUAAGACCCAGUUUUACAUUAUAAUUUUCAUGAAGAGCCUUGGAAGUGCUUAAGCUCUACAAGUAAAUCGCUUCCAUUAUACUAAUAGUUUUCACAUGCCACCAGCUCAUGUUGUUUUUUGGGGCACCUGUGACUCCAAUAGACAGGUUAUCUGCACUUACAUAGUGCAUAAUUCAGACCCUUCUAGCUAUGAAGUGUUUGUGGUGGCCCUAUUUACUCAUCACAUGCCAUAUCUGCAUGCUUCCCUUAUUAACCCUCAGUUCUUUUUUAUCCACUGCAGCAGCAGCUUAGUAAAGAACUGUUAGAGUGUUUACAUGAUUAGGCUUGGAUUUCUUUUACUCUUUUGUGUUUUGACUGCUUUCAUCCUUAAGUUUUGACUCAGAUGUCUAUGAUUUCAGAUUGCUCUCUAGUUGGUCAGGCCACAUUUGUCUGUUCUUCUGAGGAAUUGUUUUGUGGUCUCCUCGGCUUCACUAAAGAAAUGGUUUCAUGGCAGAAAGAAUCCUGAAAAAGAUGGGCACAUGAAUUGCCUUCUUUCUUUCAGAAAAGGCCACACAAUUAGUUUGUGCUAUCACUGCCAGACCUUUACAUUGAAGUCUAAAUGUAACUGCAGUUUGCGCCUUAAAACCUUUAAAAAUGCAGCUAUGAGGGCUAAAGCCAUUCAAAAUCAACCACUUCCAUCUCAUUCAGUUUCAACACCAAUAUCUAUAGGCUCUUUCAUGAGGGCAGCCCUUGGAAAAUCUUUAAGGAAAUUCUCUUAAUAAUGAGAGAGUUGUGAACAAUCCAAGUUUUGAUGUCUAAAAAGCUUUCCAAGUACACCAGAAAGCUCUUUAGAUCUUGAAACAGACGCAUCUAGAGCACAAUCACCUGAUAUGGAAUCUCGGACCCCUCAAUCCCUCAAGGUAACAGGUAUAAAAGGAAAUUCAGGGAAAGCAAGUGUUUUCUUGGUACUCUGAGGUAAUUUCUAAAGCUCUUCAGUCACUUCCCUCUCUAGUUUAUCAAGAGAAGGAUUAAUCUUCAGUCAGUUUUAGGCAUUUGACCAGAAAGCAUGUAGAAUGAAGGUAUGAUUCACCUAUGAUUGCUUUUGCUUUGGAUGGAUAAAUUGUUGAAUUUUCUAGCAGAGAAUCAGAGACCACCUUUAAACGGAGGACACCAAUUCAGUCCUUUCCUGUUGAUUUUAACAGUAUUAAUCAUUGCAAGCUGACUGCCAUCUAUUGAGGCUCAGUCCUGAUGUCCCCAUCAUUGUCCAUCUUGAUCUUCAUCAGAUUCCACUUCAACCUUGUCUUCUUGGUCUAGAUCUCAAAGUCCUAGACUUUAUCAUUGUUUCAAUCUUAUCAUAGUCUCACUGAAACUCUUGAAGCGUAUCACAGAUACCGAGUUCAUUUUCCACUCCAUUUUUUGAUAGAAUCCCUUCUUUCCAUUGUUAUUAGUGUCACUGGAACCUUCAACACUACUAUUAUUCUGAUCCUCAGGUUUCCCAUUAUAGAAAACACCAUGAUGGUUAUGCAUUCAGGCUAUGUAGGCAUAAUAUAGACCCUAAUCAGCACCAGCCAUCAAAGCACUGGUCACAGUUUCCAUCUGGUCAUCAGUCUCCAUCUCGUAAUCAAUCUCCAUAUUAUAGGUCUCCUUCCCAUGUUCAGUCUCUAUCUUGUCAGCAAUUUCUAUUCUGUUGACAGACACAAUCUAUUCAAUUGUCUCCUAGUUUGAAGUGGGUGGAUUAGUUGGUACCUGGGCAACUUUCUUUGGAUGAGGUUGGGUCUCCAUCAGCCACUACCAGUGAAACUACACAUACACCUGCUCUGUCUCAAUGUCCAGAUUUGUCCAACUCAAAUGAGAAUUCAGAUUCAUCUUCAUUAGUUUCAUAAUCUCCUAGACAAGUAUCCCUACCUGUUCUGGUAAGUGACAAAAUGAAUGAGUUUCUCCCACUGAAGACAUAUGGUUCUUUAUGGGACAAAUGUUAUUUAUAGUGAAAGCACUAAACUUGGCAGUGGAAUAGGCAUCGGAAUUGGUGGAGAAUCUGGUUACCUCCAAUUUGCAGGCCAAAACUCACAAGUUGGCUGUUCAAACAAAUUACCACUGCCAGACACUUGGCAAUGUGAAUGCAUUGGGACUUCAGAGGCAGUCAUUGUUGCACUCCUCAGGUAUCUGGCAUGACACUCUUGCCUUCUACAGUUAGUAGCUCCUGGGCUGCCAUUUGUGUGAAUCACAGAAACUACAAAGGAGGACAGUGACUGUAGUUCUUUAUCUGAACUCAUACAACCCUGUACAUUUUCUCACAAUGCCCUGCCUUUCCUUAGAUCCUCAGAUUCUGCAAUAGCCUCCAUGGAACUGAGAGUUUAGGUUGGAAGCGUGAUCAUAUGGUGCGUGGGGAGUUUUGGGGCUACUGUCAAAAUACUAUCAUGAUAGCUAGCUUCCAAAUGAUGCAUUGUACCGGUGCAGAUAACACAUUUGUAUGAUUUCCCAGAUGACCUCUCAAAGGAGACAGCUAAGCAACCUAUCCUUUUUGGCACUGGAAGGAAGCUGACGCUGCACGUAAGGGAGACAAUCCAUGUAGCAAAGUUGUUUCAGUAAGCAGCUGUAGAAAGCCCCCACUUGCCUCGUUUCCAACAGACCUCAACCUCUGAGGAUGCCUGCCAUAGAUGUGGGUGAAACGUCAGGAGAGAAUGCUUCUGGAACAUGGUCAUACAGUCUGGAAAACCCACAGUAACCCAACUUGGAACAUUGUUUUUCAAUGUAACAUCUUAGUAUUGCCCAUUGCUUUUUCUCUUUAUUUCUACAACUUUUGUAACUUUUCUAUUUCCUGCAAAAAAUAUACUUAAGAAAAUGACUCAACAUUUUCCAAAAUGACUCCCCACCACCACCCAAAGUUGUAGAGAGAAAGAGAAAACUUUAUUUGCAUUUACAACAAGUAAAUAUUAUGAAUAAUAAUGAUGCUUUAUUACUAGGCAAAGUUAGCAGUUUUAUGUUCACAUUAGCCCCAAAGCAAAACAUCCUUAAGAGGACUUCACUAAAUUGUAAUCCUUCCCCCCAGAUGUCUUGGUAUCUCAGCUAACAACUGUGUUUUGGAAACUUGACACACCAAUACAAAGUGACAGUUGGCAACUGUGCUUGUCCAAGGAGUCUAACUUGGUUAGGCUCUCCAUCUGCCAGAGAGAAUAAGUAUUGUUUUUAGGGUUAAGGGCAAAAGUCCAGAGGUAAGAGUGGCAAUGCCUUCAGCUGCAAUACAUUGAACUUGUGUGUGUUUGAGUGACACUUUCAAGUAAUUCGCUUUGUUACCUGCACCUGCUUUGCGUCCUCCCCACAACCACAUUGGCUCCUUGACUUAGAUGGGGCUUGAUUUAGAUUAGUGCUGAAACACAGCUGGGAAUGCAAAUUAUCAUGUCACUAAAUGAUGCUUCAGUUGCUUGUGUUUAUGCCACUUCAUUGGCUUGCCAGUAUUAGGAAAUCACUGGCUUCCUAAAUUUACCUUUGAUUUAUGAGUCAUGAGCAGGGCUCCUUGCGGAAAUUCUUGAAGUGUCAGUGGAACCAAAAAAGGAAAUGGGAGAUGAGUCCCAGUCCUGCCGUUUUGAAAUCCUUCAUUUACAAGGAAUGCAUGAAAAUAAUAAAUUAUAUUUUUAGUUCAUAUAGUCCGUAUUGACUGGCAUCAUGUGGGUUAGUACCACCCAGAGUGGACCCACUGAAUCUAUUACUCUGUGAUGAGUCAACACAUAGCAAAAUCCAACCAACUUACAAUGACUCUAGUUGGAAUUAAAUGAAAAGAUUCCAUCCAAAUUGUCCACCAUGAAACAGGUUUCUGUAGUUCCUAUAUUGUUUCUAAAGUAAUGAUUUUUUAAAAAUGGACUGUGUGACUGUAUAGCCCGAGUAUAGUAUUUUUAGAAAGUAAUAUUGAAGGGUGCCUUGUGCUGUCACAGUUAAACCCAUAUUCCAGUACAGUAGGCCUGCGUAUUAUAUGGGAUCCUUUCCAGGACCUUUCAUAUCAUACAAUUUUCACAUAAUCUGGAACUGCCUUUAUUAUGUGAAAUUAAUGAUGUCUCGGGCUUCUGAUUGAGCAUACCAUAGAAUCUAUGGAGGACCUCAAAAAUGUCUAGAGAAAUCUUUUCUCUAGGCUUCCAGUGCAGUUCUUUGAUCAAGUCCAAAUGGAAGUUAACCAUAGAAUUGUGCUGGAGGCCUAGAGAGAACACUUCUCUAGACAUUGCUAAGUCCUCUGAAGCAAUUCUGUGCUAUUCAAAGCUCUUCAUUUAUAAAUGAAACCAUGUUCAAUGAGCUUGCAUAAUAAGUGGACCUUUGUCUUAUCAAACCUUGUCAGGGAACCUCUGUACCUGUCAGCAAGUCACACGUUUCAUUUAGAGAUCACAACAAGGUUCUCUGUGUCACAUACUCUCCAACAUUUCACCAAUGAAAACUGGGAACAUGGGACCAAGCAGCAUCCAAAUGUUCAGAAAGUGGCAAAAAUCAUUAAUGAGAGAGAAUUCACAAAUGAAGAGAAGCCACAGCCUUUUCUUUGGCCUGCACCAGCUGGGAAAUAUAAAAUUCUGCACAUCCCCUCCCACCAUUUGAGUUCAUGAAGUACACUUUGAACUCAGUUUGCAGUAUCAAAAGAAAACUGAAACAAAGAGGAAGAAAGAGGGGGGGAUUAAAGGUAACUGAAAUUAUGGGAUAUCAGAGGAGUAAUUAGGACUGUCAUUGCCAAAUUGGGACAGUUGAUGGGCAUGGUAUCAUAAACAUAAUGGAGGCAUGAUAUAUUCCAUGUGUGACUGACCGCUCUGUUUUCUGGAAGUGAGCAAACAUUCAAUUGAUAUUUCUUUUCUUUCCCUGUAAGCUUGUUAGCGUCGUUGUCAACAACACCAUCAUUCAUUUGCAGAGAUGGUAGAUUCAACAGAUUAUUGGUGGUGUACCAGCCCCUGAUGGAAAAUCAUAAAGUGCCAAGAAUAGAUAAGAAAGGGGAUAAACUGCAUGGAGUUAUUUGUAGGUGAGAAAGCAAUGACGAAGUGAAGAGAGGAGGAAGCAGAAGCAGGUGAGAGGCAACGUCUGAUCAGCAUUCACACAUAACUAUAGUGUUCUUUCCUUCAUGGGAUCUGGGAUUCCUGAGAAUCUUCUAAAUGUACUGGGGAAUAAUAAAGGUUAUAUCUGGAGAAGACAAAGUUGGCUAUGUUAGACUGCAAAUUUAAAAUUGAUUCGGAUGAAUAAUAAUCCCAAGAAAGAAGUAGAAAGAAGCCACAUUAGAACCACUGAAUGAUAUGAGAGCUUGGAAAAAAUGUCCUUUUUCUCACAUUAACUUUUAUGAGUUUUGUUGUUUCUCAAAACUACACAUUUCUGAACUUUUCACAGUCCGAUUACAUAGAUCAUUUCCUCUUAUUUGAGUGUUAACUAUGGGGGUUGGAGUGGGAUAGGGAUUCUGUUUCUUGCCAUAAUUUAGGCAAAAUGCUAAGUUAAUUAAUAAAUAACCAAUUAUUCUUCCUUUGGGACUCUUCCCAUGUUUAUGUGCAAUAGUAUGUAUGGAUUCUACUGCUAGGUGAUCGUCUUGUGAAUGUUCUUUUGUUUAACCGCUGUAGAAGAUAGUUUGCAGGACUGAGAUUUUUCAUAGAUGUAAAGCACAAACUGAUGAAUAAUUUCUAUGUUAAAUCAUAGUGAUGUCUAAAAUAAAUUGUUUUCUCAUAACUGUCAAUGAUUUUCAAUAAAAAAAAUUGAGAUGUUUAGUAAACCUUUAAGGAAGCUGUAAAAAUCAUUAUGGAGAACACGUUUUAUUGAACAUAACUGGAGUGUGACUUAAUUAUAAGCAGCAAAUAAAUAUUGAUUGCAUUUGUAAAA